Messenger RNA from Nerophis lumbriciformis (worm pipefish), 2244 nucleotides. Lineage: Eukaryota; Metazoa; Chordata; Actinopteri; Syngnathiformes; Syngnathidae. The record is from RefSeq and is a predicted model, not a curated record.
AUGAAGGAAAAAUCCAAAAACGCUGCCAGGUCUCGGCGGGAAAAAGAGAAUAGUGAAUUUUACGAACUCGCUAAACUGUUGCCGCUACCGUCCGCCAUCACGUCCCAGUUGGAUAAAGCCUCCAUCAUCCGCUUGACAACUAGCUACCUCAAAAUGAGGAUAGUUUUCCCUGAAGGCCUUGGUGAGUCAUGGGGCCAUGUAAGCCGGAGUUCACUGGAUGGAGUCAGCCAGGAAUUAGGUUCCCAUCUCUUACAGACAUUGGAUGGCUUUAUUUUUGUGGUUGCUCCAGAUGGGAAAAUAAUGUACAUAUCGGAAACGGCUUCGGUCCAUUUGGGUCUGUCUCAGGUAGAGUUGACAGGUAACAGCAUCUUUGAAUACAUUCAUCCUGCAGAUCAUGAUGAAAUGACAGCUGUCCUCACAGCUCACCAGCCUUACCACUCUCACUUUGUCCAAGAAUAUGAGAUGGAGCGCUCAUUCUUUUUGAGAAUGAAAUGUGUCCUUGCAAAAAGAAAUGCUGGGCUUACAUGUGGAGGUUACAAGGUGAUUCACUGCAGUGGCUACUUGAAAAUCCGUCAAUACAGCCUGGACAUGUCUCCAUUUGACGGCUGUUACCAGAACGUUGGGCUGGUCGCAGUUGGUCACUCAUUACCGCCCAGUGCAGUCACAGAGAUCAAACUGCAUAGCAACAUGUUCAUGUUCAGAGCCAGUCUAGAUAUGAAGCUCAUCUUCCUCGAUUCCAGGGUUGCAGAGCUUACAGGCUAUGAACCACAAGAUCUGAUAGAGAAGACCAUCUAUCAUCAUGUCCAUAGCUGUGACUCCUUCCAUCUGCGCUGUGCGCAUCAUUUGUUGCUUGUAAAAGGGCAGGUCACCACGAGGUACUACAGGUUUUUGGCCAAACAUGGUGGCUGGGUGUGGGUUCAGAGUUAUGCAACCAUUGUCCACAACAGCCGCUCCUCCAGACCUCAUUGCAUCGUGAGUGUCAACUACGUUCUAACGGAUACUGAGUACAAAGGCUUCCAGCUCUCUCUGGAUCAAGUGAGGUCCAAGGCCUCUUUCUCUUUUGGUAAUAAUGCGUCAAACAUCCUUUUGGAGAGAGGCAGAGCCAUCAAGAGCCGGGCAUCCCGCCUCAAAUCCAAAGCCAGACUUUCACCAUACAGUCAGUACCCGGAUUUCCAAACGGAGCGGUCAGAUUCAGAUCAUGACAGCCCUUGGAGAGGAAGCCCCCUUACUGACCCGGCCUCGCCACAGAUGCUGGAUAAAAAUGAAGGCACCGAAACCUCCUGCGUAUACAAGCAGUUGACUGAUCCUGGUCAGCUCUGCUUCAGUGUGCCUGAAGAGCAGCAUCAAACCGCCUAUGUUCACGCCCAAGCUCAAAGUUGUGAUCAGGGUCGAUGUGAGGCUGGUCGAUAUUUCCUCGGAGCUCCUCUUCCCAGCAGGGACAAGUGGUGGAGUACAACAAGGUCAAAUUUGCCUCCAAGCAAAGAGAACCAUGAAGGAUAUGACAGCAUCAUGCCACACAUCACAUCAGUCCACAGUUACAAUGGUCAGAAUCAUUGGGAUGAGGACAGUGUGGUGAGCUCUCCAGAUAGAGGAUCCACCAUUGAUUCUGGAGAUCGCCAGCAAACUGACCAGUUCAGGUUGAGCCCAAAGGAACCCAACAAAAUGGAGACACUUAUACGGGCAACACAACAUAUGAUCAAGGAGGAAGCAAGUCAAUUUCAGCUAAGAAAAGUUCAUUCAGACACUCCGCUGGAGCAGGUCAAUGGACUGUUAAACAGCACUGGUCUCUGUUGUUCCUCAGACUGUACACAAAGGCCAAUGAAGGCUGUGGUGUGUCCCGGUCUGAGCCAUGUUAUCACCUCGGCGCACAGCCCGGCCCACUUGUCAAAGCUAAGUCCAGGGCCACGGUCUGAAAGCCUCAGCAAGUCCAAAGAUUACUUCCAAGCAGAACUGGGCCCAAAUGCUUUACAAUUACAGUACCCAUUUGUUAGACCAGAAUCCUAUGCAGAUUCUCCCACCUCAACCGCAGCACUGUGCCCGCUCCAUACACACUUUAGGCCAUACUUGGAAAAGCAUACACCCUGUACCCUGCCAGGAUAUACUCUUGAGCAUCUCUACAAUCAAGAGAGUCUACGAGGCUACUACACUUCUGUUGGCAUGCCUAUGACCCCUCACCUCCGAAUGCCAGCAGAAAAGACACCUGAACACAAGGGCACCUCUGUCAUUAUCACCAACGGCAGCUAA